AAAACACAAAACCCGCGGAACUGUUCAAUGGGGUGAUACAGCUCAAUGUUCCGUGAAGACACCCCACUUACCUGACUGGAUGCUUCUGAAUGAAACGUCGAAGCUGUAAGUACAUCAUGUCGAAAUCUGGUACAGCAUCACAUAAACCAGCCAAGAGCAAGAACACACCACCCUGUGGUUCAAUCUCCAGCAUCCUUAAAGGAACUCACAUCGAUGAAGAAGUCAAGAUAGCAGUGAACCUCUGUCUGGAGAGGUUUCGCUACAGUGACGAAAAUGAGAUGGAAUUUCCCUCCUCCUUUACCAGUACUGAGAGGGCUUUCGUUCAUCGACUGGCACAGUCCCUGGGUUACAUUUCUAAGAGCAAAGGAAAAGAACCACAUCGUUUCCUCACCAUCAGGAAGAAGAAUGGUUUAGAGAAACCUCGGCCAACCAUGCUUCUCACGGUCUCCCACAAUUCCUCAUAUUUCAUUCGCAGCUUACUUCAGAGGUUUCCCACCAAUAAGGAACGUAUAGACAUGCAGCCCUACAUCAGAAGUGGUAUGUCUGUGGCUGCUAAACCUGAUAAUAGUUAUGACAAGAACAAGGCAAGCGGGCGCUUAAACAAUGGCAUACCCAUGGUGCCUCGGAGGAGGAAUCCGUCAGAACUGGACAGUUUUCGAUGCUCUCUGCCUGUGCAUGAACGCCAGGAGGAGAUCAUCCAGCUCAUCAGAGAAAACAGGGUGGUGCUGGUAGAGGGAGAGACCGGUUCUGGAAAAACUACACAGAUCCCACAGUUCCUGCUAGAUGAGUGCAGCAGGACUGGAGAACCCUGCAGGAUCUUCUGCACUCAGCCCAGACGCCUGGCUGCCAUUGCUGUGGCUGAGAGAGUGGCAGCUGAGAGAGGAGAGAGCGUGGGCCAGACUGUCGGUUAUCACAUCAGACUAGAGAGCAGGGUCUCCCCCAAGACACUGCUGACCUUUUGCACCAGUGGAGUGUUCCUCAGAACAUUGAUGGCUGGAGAUAGCAGCCUGACAACUGUCACACAUGUAAUAGUGGAUGAGGUGCAUGAGCGUGAUGGUCUGACUGACUUCCUGCUCACUAAGAUGCGGGAUGUGCUUCAGAAGAUCCCCACACUGAAACUGAUCCUCUCCAGUGCGGCUCUGGAUACAGACCUGUUCCUUCAAUACUUUGGCUCCUGCCCUGUCAUCCACCUCAAAGGAAGACAGUUUGAAGUGAAGGAAGUCUUUCUGGAGGACAUUCUGAGGCUGACUGGCUUUAAUAAGGACAUGAGAAAAUUCAAGGAAGAGACACAGAGAAAGGAGAAGAAGCAGAAAUGUUUGAUGGAGUGGUGUAUGGCAGUAGAGCACAGUUCUGUUGAGGAGACACCGAGGACUCCUGUGUCUGCCCCAGGCGUCCUCCAGGACGGCAGCUCCUUGGACAGAGGGGACCGCACUUUCAACAAGCUGAAUGAGAAUGAUACAGAACAUCUGGAGCCAUGGCUGCGGAAGGAGAUGGACUCAAGCAUUUCCAGUGUUUUCCUCAGUGAAGACCAGGUUGCUUUCAUUCAGCUCUUCAACCUCAUCGUCUAUGAAGGUGUUAACGUGGACUACAGGCACAGUGAGACAGGGGCCACGCCUCUGAUGGUGGCAGCAGGUCGAGGGUUCCUCACUCAGAUGGAGCAGCUGCUCAACAUGGGGGCAGACAUCAACAUGAAGGCCUCCAACGGGUGGACAGCCUUAGACUUUGCCAAACACUUCCAGCAGACAGAAGCUAUGGAUCUACUCCAGUCAUCAAUUCCCCUGGGAGAGGUGAGCAGCCUGGAAGAGUCCACUCUGGUGCAGUGUGGCAGUGCAGAGCUGAGCACUGAGGAACAGGAGCUGCUCAAACUGUACCACCACAGCUUUGAUGAUGACCAUGUGGACCUGGACCUCAUCAUGGAUGUGCUGCACAACAUCUGCUCCACCACCACUGAUGGUGCUGUCCUGAUUUUCCUUCCUGGAUACGAUGAGAUAGUGGCACUCAGGGACCGCAUCCUGUAUGACGAUAAGAGAUUCUCCACCAUCUCUGAGAGAUACCAGGUGUUCACUCUACAUUCAGACAUGCAGACUCUGGAUCAGAAGAAAGCCAUGAAGCCCUCUCCACCUGGUGUCCGGAAGAUAAUUCUUUCAACCAACAUUGCUGAGACAAGCAUCACCAUCAACGAUGUGGUCUUUGUCAUUGAUUCAGGAAAGGUCAAAGAGAAGUCCUUUGAUACCCUCAGUCGUGUAUCCAUGUUAAAGAGAGUUUGGAUCUCGAAAGCCAGUGCUCUGCAAAGGAAGGGAAGAGCUGGGCGAUGCCAAUCAGGGAUAUGCUUUCACCUCUUCAGUCGACUCAGGUUCAACAAUAUGCAGGAAUUUCAGGUUCCACAGCUGUUGCGGAUGCCUCUGCAGGAACUGUGUCUGCAAACCAAACUGCUGGCCCCCUCGUACUGUCCAGUAGCUGAGUUCCUGUCCAAAGCUCCACAACCUCCUGCUGGACAUGCCAUCAGGAGUGCUGUGCAGAUGCUAAAGACAAUAGAUGCUAUGGACCAGUAUGAAGACCUGACAGAUCUGGGCUAUCACCUGGCCGACCUGCCUGUGGAGCCCCACCUGGGCAAGAUGGUGCUGUGUGCUGUGGUGCUCAAGUGUUUGGACCCCAUUCUAACCAUUGCCUGUACACUGGCCUAUCGCGACCCCUUCGUCCUUCCUGCCCAGGGCUCUCAGAAAAAAGCUGCUCUACUCUGCCGCAAAUGGUUUACCUCUAACACCCUCAGUGACCACAUGGCCCUGCUGAGAGCCUUCCAGGCAUGGCAGAAGGCCCGCAGUGACGGCUGGGAGAGAACCUUCUGUGAGAAGAACUUCCUGUCCCAGGCCACCAUGGACAUGAUACUUGGAAUGCGGACACAGCUGCUGGGACAGCUCCGUGCCAUUGGUUUUGUGCGAGCCCGUGGGGGCAGUGACAUCCGCGAUGUGAAUCUGAACUCUGAAAACUGGGCUGUGGUGAAAGCAGCCCUGGUGGCUGGCAUGUAUCCAAACCUGGUCCAUGUCAACCAGGAGUCCUCCUUGCUCUCUAGUAACAGGGAGAAGAAGGUCCACUUUCAUCCCACAUCAAUCCUGACCCAUUUCAAGGAGAACAGCCCAGCCAAAUUGGCCCAGGCCCUUCCCACAGACUGGUUGAUCUACGAUGAGAUGAGCCGAGGUCACAGGAUGGCCACUGUCCGCUGUUGCUCCGUGGUGACUCCCAUCACCGUGGCCAUAUUUACAGGCGGUGCAAUACAACCCAGCUCUGCCCUGCAGGAACCUGCUGUACAGAAAGCUAAAGACAGUCUGCUUGUUGACACCAGUGACAGUGAGACAGAGGACCUAGCUGAAAUGAGAGUUGAUGAUUGGCUCAUCUUCCAGUUGGACAGAGAGGCUGCAGGACUGGUGUGUGAAUUGAGGCAGAAGUGGCAGAGUUUGUUCAUCAAGAGGAUCCGUUGUCCUUCAAAACCCUGUUCUCAACAAGACGAGGCCAUCCUACGGACCCUGGUUUCUGUUCUUGCAGCAGAGGAGCAGGAAGCAGGCCUGCAGCAGCCCACAGGCAUUGGCCAGCGGCCUCGGCCCAUGUCAUCAGAGGAUGGCUCCCAGGCUUCUGUUAAGAACUCCAAGCACAGCACCCAACUACACACCAACACCACCGAUGACAGGCCUUGUAGGAUGCCAGCAACCCCAAAUCUGCAACAGAAGAAAGCCAGCAGUAGAGAUGAAACCUCACUGCCCAUAAAUCAGCUCUCAGAUGACCCUCACUCCUCCAGCUCUGUGACCUUGGACAAUCCCUCUGACAGCCCGUGUCUGUCCUCCUCAGGAAAGAUCCUAAAGUCACUGUUCCCUCAGUGGGCUGUUUUAUCAGUGCGGUACUUCAUCAUGAAGAGCAGCAAUGUCAGGAACAUAGACAUUUCUCAGCAGAAAGGGAUCUGGUCCACCACACCAAGCAAUGAGAACAAACUCACCAAGGCCUUCAUGGAGAAUAACCUCAUCAUCCUCAUCUUCUCUGUUCAGGGCUCUGGACACUUCCAGGGCUAUGCUCGCAUGACAUCAGCUGUCAGUCAGGAGAGCUGCCAGGACUGGGGCUUCAUGGGACUAGGAGGAGUUUUCAGUGUAGAGUGGAUCCACAAGGAAAGUCUUCCCUUCCACUGCACCCAACACAUCCUCAACCCAUGGAACGACAACAAGAAGGUCCAGAUCAGCAGAGAUGGACAGGAGUUAGAGCCCCAGGCAGGCAGCCAACUUUUGUCACUAUGGGAGAGAAACCCAAGGAACCAAGUGAAGUAAAAAACGGCAGCAGAACACCUCUCUGCACUUUUGUUUUCUAGGACGGCUGACAUGUCAUACUUCUACUGACUGCACUACCAGUUCAGGAGAGAUGACAGGACAGUGGAAGAAGGACCCAUUCAUUCAAGUUCAGCUCUUGGCUUCUUCUGUUUCUGUGUUUUGUGUAUUGAAUAAGUUCUCGUUCAGGUUUCAUUCCUGUUAUUCAGAAUGGUACUCAUGUUCAAAUCAAACACUAUGUUCACAGUAAAAUGUAUGUGGCUCUGUGGAUGUUAUAAAAUGAUUUUUUUUUUUUAAAUCUUACAAUAAUUAGAAUGAAUGAAACGUGUGUAUCACUAUUUUUGAUUUGAUAAAUGCAGAAGCCAUUACAGUUCAGUCAGAUUGUUGUAAUGAUAUCCAGUUAGUUUUAUGGUAAUGUUUUAAGAGACUGACAAAUGUAUAAACAAGGCUUCUCUUCACACCCAGUAGGAACUUUGGAGAUUGUGUCUCUUAGAAUGGUUUAAAAUGUUGUGAUAACGUUAAAGUGCCUCAGGCUCCAUCAUCAGGGACUCCUUUUGGGACUCAUUUGAACCUGUUUGUCAAUGUUUUGCUUCCUGGAUAAAGACAGAAAUUAGUUAAUAUAUAUUGUUUGCAUUUGAAUCUUGAACUUCAAGCAGGUUCAUUUUCUGGAUGAGGAGACUGUUGAGUCCAGGUUUCCUUAUGACUGUGUUAACGAGUUGACAAAAAUAAAUAGUGAUUUCCACUUAACACUGUCAAAGUGUGAUUUCCUCUGACUGUCCAGGUGCCAGAAUCCACAUGAAAGAAAACAGCUGCUAAUAAAAUUGCUGAUACAUUCA
Messenger RNA from Epinephelus lanceolatus (giant grouper), 5140 nucleotides. RefSeq names its product YTH domain containing 2 (gene ythdc2). Gene Ontology annotation, cellular component: intracellular anatomical structure. The record is from RefSeq and is a predicted model, not a curated record. Gene Ontology annotation, molecular function: RNA binding; helicase activity; ATP binding. Lineage: Eukaryota; Metazoa; Chordata; Actinopteri; Perciformes; Serranidae.